AUGGAAGUGUUACUAAACUAUCAGAUUGUCUCGGGACAAAGGAUGAACAGAGAUAAGAGCUGCUUUUACAUGUAUAAAACUUGUGCAAUGAGCCUAGUUCAAGAUGUAACAAAAAUUACUAGUUUUACAAUAGGUGAAUUUCCAUUCAAGUAUCUAGGAUACCCAAUAUUUCACAGCAGAAAGAAGAAGGCAUAUUACAAUGAUCUGAUAAACAAGGUGAAAGACAGGCUACAGAAUCGGAAAGGCAAGUUGAUGUCUUUUGGAGAUAAAGUUGUGCUCAUCAACAGUGUUGUUCAAAGUAUGCCAAUGUAUUUUUUGUCUGCCAUGGUUCCCACAAAGUAUACUAUUCAAGAGCUACAUAGAAUAUUUGCCAGAUUUUAUGGAGUAACAAUGAAGAUAAAAGGAAUAGACUGUUAUAUCCAGUAUUUUGCACAUUCAGAUAUUUUGAGAUAA
Lycium barbarum (goji berry) is the source of this 453-nucleotide messenger RNA. RefSeq lists its product as uncharacterized. The transcript has a single exon. The record is from RefSeq and is a predicted model, not a curated record. Lineage: Eukaryota; Viridiplantae; Streptophyta; Magnoliopsida; Solanales; Solanaceae. The coding region runs from base 1 to 453 and encodes 150 amino acids.